Chanos chanos (milkfish) is the source of this 840-nucleotide messenger RNA. Its product is annotated as class A basic helix-loop-helix protein 9. Gene Ontology annotation, molecular function: protein dimerization activity; DNA-binding transcription factor activity, RNA polymerase II-specific; RNA polymerase II transcription regulatory region sequence-specific DNA binding. Gene Ontology annotation, biological process: developmental process; regulation of transcription by RNA polymerase II. The transcript has a single exon. NCBI's taxonomy places the organism in Eukaryota, Metazoa, Chordata, Actinopteri, Gonorynchiformes, Chanidae. The record is from RefSeq and is a predicted model, not a curated record. Bases 1 to 840 code for a protein of 279 amino acids.
AUGAGCAGCCUAGCUAGCAACACAGAGUCUGAGUUCUCUGACGAUGAGAUGGAGGGAAGCCCUCUCUGCCAGGGGGAGGACAGUGGAAAUGAAAUCCCCUCGAAGAGAUCCUGUCCUGCAUUGGAGAGCUCCGUCAGUCAUUGCCCCAGCGAACUGGAGGAGGCGAGGACGGCCAAGAAGCGUGCCCGUCCCGUGCGGUCUAAAGCCCGCCGCAUGGCCGCCAACGUGCGCGAGCGUAAGCGUAUCCUGGACUACAACCAGGCCUUCAAUGCCCUUCGCACAGCUCUGAAACAUGACCUCAACGGUAAGCGUCUGUCCAAGAUCGCAACCCUUCGACGUGCCAUUAAUCGCAUCUCUGCGCUCUCCAUCUUCCUAAAGACUCAUCCCAGCGGCCCCGACCAGCUGCCCUGCACGCACGCCGAGUGCCAUGGGAUACAGGAGGAGACCAUAGUGGACCCUGGGAAACAGAGAAGCUUCCAGAACCAGGCUGAGAACUUCAUGCAGCAGCAGGAGCAUGAGGGGCUUCAUGUACAUGCCAUGUCCCCACAAAAGCAGGUUUAUCAGGACGUCACCUCAAAUGCCACACAUCCUUCCCCUCAGCACGGUCCGUGUUCCCCAGACGACUGGAUCCACGUGAAUCAUGGACCCUUUGGCCACUCUUGGGAAGAACUGAGCGGUGCCUCCUUCCAUGGUGGAGUUCCAGCGUGCCAGUAUGGGAUGAGAACUAUGUGUCACCAGAACCACAUGGACCACUAUACAGACUGUCCUACUAUGCCUGUGUCCUGGCAGCUGGGUUAUCGGCAGUGCUCUGGCUAUCAGCGGUCUCUCAGUAUGCACUGA